Molecule: messenger RNA, 5315 nt
Organism: Lineus longissimus
Lineage: Eukaryota; Metazoa; Nemertea; Pilidiophora; Heteronemertea; Lineidae
Product: serine/threonine-protein phosphatase 6 regulatory ankyrin repeat subunit A-like
Exons: 5
Coding region: 463-1179 (238 amino acids)
Biological process (GO): intracellular signal transduction
Cellular component (GO): cytoplasm; nucleus
Molecular function (GO): protein binding
Source: RefSeq, a predicted model, not a curated record
UGUAACAAAUCGCAAUUUUUCCAGAAAAGUCACAAUUUUGAUGUUUUUUUCAUCAUUUUGGGCAGUAAACUAAUCGAUCUCUUACCACCCACCCCCACCUUGAUGUUGGUAACUUUAUACUUAUUCUGUACUGUCUAAAGGUCACCAAAGAUAGAAUCUGAUAUCGAAAUUGGGGGAAAUUUGUGUGCAUUUGUUGACAUUUCUGACUGUUCAGAGUUCUGACCUCCACUCUGCACUGCCACUGGCUCAUGUCUCUUCAUUCAAGUGCAAUGACUGCAUCUAAGAACAAAAGACCUUAUCCAUGAUCCAAAAAAUGAUCAAAAUUCCAAUGUUUUCAUUGGGCUACAGUGUUUGUGUGACCUGUUACAAAAUUGACAGUUUUUCAAUGUAGCUAUAGAUGGUAUUGAGUGGCAGUGGAGAACAGGCUGGGUGUAGAGUUCUCCUGCUUCAUUGAAUGCCAGAAUGGGAAACAAGCAUGCAGGAAUACAGUGUCUUGAGAGCCCCAUCCAUAUGUCGUCAUCAAAGAGGAAACACUGUUGGUACUAUAACAAGGUGCCACCGCCAAAUUACAAUCAUAACUGGACAGAUGUUCACUAUGCAGCCAGCCAUGGAAGCAUCAGAAGGAUCAAUGAAAUCAUACACAAAGCAGGUGUCGUUAACUUGAAUAAACAGGAUUAUUAUGGAAAGACGCCUCUUUACUGGGCCUGUUACAAAGGCCACAAACAGACAAUUGAAGAGCUGUUGAAAUUCGGUGCUAAAAUCAACUUACAAUGUCGCCAUGGUGGAACACCGCUACAUGCUGUGGUUAGUUUGUAUCCAGAGUGUGCACUUAUACUCAUAAAGCAUGGUGCUGAUGUGAACCGUCAAGAUAACUGGGGAGUCACACCCAUGUACUUAGCUGCUUGCAACGGACAGAUUGAUAUCAUUUAUUACUUGAUUGCUGCUGGUGCUGACCUCACUUAUAAAAAUAAGAAAACUGGAGAAGUUCCAAAAGCUUUAUCCUGCCAUCCAGAUUUCUGUGACUAUCUGCAUCAUCUUUCUACGAAUCCUCAGCCCCUGAAGGCCCUGUGCCGCACUGCUGUACGCCAGUGUCUGGGGGAAUACCCUAUGCAGAAGAACCAGGAACUACCUGUGCCUGAACCUCUGAAAGAAUACAUCACCCUCAAUGAACUCAGCUGACCCAAAGCUCCAGAGGCAUUCCAUCUUUACUAGUCACUCGAAGGUUCAGAUUUCCUUAUUUCUUCAGAUUUUUAUCCUUCGUAGUCUCUCUUCAUUCUCAAUAUGCUCCUCUUUGAGUAAAACAAAAGCUUUGUUUGAACUUCUACUUUAAAGUUGGCGUUGGUGUCAUUGAGAUCUGCUUAAAGUGUGUCACUGUGAGAGCUCUGCUUGAAAGUCACCUGGGCAGAUUGGAAGGUGACAAGGUCUAUCACACCUGUAAUUUUAAUGCCUUGACAUCCCUGUCAUUAUGCUGCAACUCAUACGUACAUAUCAAUGGCCAACUAAACUGAUUAUUCCCGGUGAUGGAACUUUGAGAAUCAAAUGGGUGCAGUCAUCAUUCUCAUCAUCAGUUGUGUUCUAGUUAUAAUCAUUAAUACAUAGCUAUUGUUCAUGUACACGUAGGUGAUUCGUUGAUCUCACCAGAAUGAUUUUCCUCCUUUAUCAAAUGGUUGCUGAGAAAUUGAGGGAAUUGGCAUGAGCAUGAGUUUUGUAUCUGUUUCUACCUUCCUACAUGUACAUCUCUACUCGGCUGAAUCCACUGAUAAGGUUGUUUGUAACAUGACUGUGUCAUUAUCGCUGUUGAUAAAAUGUCUAAGUCACUUGCUUUACUGGAGGGACUCCUGCUGUUGCCGAGGUAGUUAACGGGGUGUUUUGGUUUUUGCUUGCCUUCUAAGACAGAAAGGCAGCUUCUUGAUGCAAAGCGGCCUAUAAUACUGACAGUUAUAAAGCCCUUUGAUACAGGCAUGGGUCAGUGAGAAGAACUGUUGUUUCUGUACACAUUGUUCAUAUAAAAGGGCCAGCCCCGAGUCCUCGAGGCCGUUCGGUGAGUAUUCCUCAGUAAUGCAAUGACUUUCUCAUGUUAUUUGGUGUUAAAAUGUGUCAUAAGGCCACACCAAUUACUUUAUCUGAAUUGAGGACCUUCGCACAGGUAAACUGGUGACAUGAGAAAAAAAGGUUGCCGAAUUGAAAACUUCAAUUUUUUUUCAAGAAGCAAGUUUCAAAAUUGGGCAGCAUGAAUGAGAUACAGUGACAGUGACACUUGACUUCAAAGUUUUAUUUUCAUUCUUUCCCCAGUACUUAUAUUGUAAAAGGUGUCUUCUGGUAAACUUUUAAAAUAUCCUCCCACCUAUAUUUGUACAAGUGGUUUUUUGUGCUUCAGCCUGCUAUUCAGGUAUGAUAAUUGGUGUCUUAGCCCUAGCUAUAAGAGCAACGGUUUGGUGCUGCAUUCUUUGUGUGCAAUAUUGUAUUGUAAAGUUUGUAAUUCUUAAUAUUUUAAAAAGAAGUUUACACCAACUUUUUUUAUGUUUCAUGGGAACAUCUUAGUGUAGUACUGUAACUUAUUGCUUGCAUAUUUCUGGGUGCGCUAUUCAACCUGCUAUUGAGUAAACGCAUUCGUCUAAUCAUGUGGACAUUGUUAUUCUCGACAAUCUUGGUGGAUGGUGGUAACUGGAGUAUUAAAAGUAAUGCACAAAGUGACUUGCAUUUAAUCAAGACAGAUUGCUACAAAGUGGGAGUGACGAAUGAUGAUGAUGAUAUGGCCUGUCUGUCCUAUCAAAUGAAGGCCCUGAAUACAACAAUAAUGAACUGAGUUAUUUUCAGGAACUUUGGGAAAUUUUUAAUGGGUGUUGAGAAGCACCUUUUAAAUUGGUGUCAUGAAAAUAUGCAUCAUUCUACGUUGUUCUAAAGUUGUUCCAUGGAAUUUGUAACCAAAUCUCUUUUUUGAUGGUCACUUUUUCUAUUGUUGUUUUGUAGUUCUCCUGCAGGACAGCUUCAAUGCCUGAUACAACAUGUUCAGUACGUGUAUGAAUGUAGUUUGCUUGAAAUGGCAGUGUAAAGUUUUGAUGAAAUAUAAAUGUUUUUUAAAACAGGGUAAAGAUAUAAUGUAGCUUCGUGUAAGUUGAGAACUUGGCUGCCUAAGACGUUUCUUUUGUGUGAUUGUAUGUUUUACCUGAAUACAAACAAAACCUGUGUCAUAGUUAUGAUAACUCGCUCCCCUCAUGGGAGUGGUUAACACUGCUGGCUACCACGCAAUAGGGCCCGGGUUCGAUCCCGGGGAGAACCCAGGAUUGUAUUUCUGGAUGAACCGGCGUGGCUUUCAAGGAACUACAAUUCCUGGCUCUUCACAACACGUACAUUAACGUAUGAAAUACUCGAGGGUCUGUCGGAUGAGACUAAAAGCUGUGGUCCCUUGUACCUGAGUGUCUGUGCCAGGGCAAGUAAAAGAUCCUACAUAGGUGGACAGUAGCCUACAAUGGACUCCAUACCUCCGGCAAAAAUCCAAUAGGGUUACGACGCCGGUAAUGAUAUGAUAUGUAGAAUAGGUGAUAGCUUGGGGUGUAGAUAAAUCAUGUGGAGGGUAUUCAAAAAUAAAUAAUCAAAAUCUGUGGUAAAGUUCAAAUAAUGUUUGUCAUCUCAUGGUCAACUAUCUGACUAGUUUUCUCCAACGGUGGCCUAUCUGUCUUUUUUGUUUAUUUCAAAAGCCUCUGAAGUAGUACAGUAGAACCUCUCUAUUAAGGACACCCGUGGGACUGAAAAGUACUGUCCUUAAUAGCGAGGUGUCCUGAUCAGAGAGGUAAAAUUGAAUGGUAACAACCAAUUUCGGACCAAAACCAGUGUCCUUAAUAGAGAGGGUGUCCUUAAUAGAGAGGGUGUCCUUAAUAGAGAGGGUGUCCUUAAUAGAGAGGGUGUCCUUAAUAGAGAGGGUGUCCUUAUUAGAGAAGUGUUCGCUGAUGGAGGUUCUACUGUAUUACAUUUCAAUAUCAGAGCUUAUCGAGGUGAGGUGCUUCAAGGAGUUGGUUAUUCUAGUUUUUUUGUUUUUUUCCUCGUUUUUUUCGUUUUUUUCUUCAAAAAGUAGAGCCUACAGAUCUCUUAUUCUAGUUCAAUGAUAUAGCAGUAGAUGUCAGCACAGGGCCAAUGUAAAUGCGAAGAUGUCCACAUAAUAGAUCCUCUCUAUCUGCUUUUUGAUAUGCUUUGGUGUUGUCCCUGGGGUCAGAAUGAUAGGUCAGAAGAGUCAGUAUUAAUAUAAGAGCGUAUCUUUUCGACAUAAUCCCUUUGUUUUUGUGACAUUGUACAUUGUUAUUUGAUUACAAAAAUGGGUUUUUUUAGCGUCUAUAAUUUGAAAGGUUUCACUUGUUACUGAAGACGGGGGUGGAGGGAGUCUUUUGGAAAUGCUUCUGCCCUCGCAGCAGUCCGUGGUAUUACAGUUUUAUGUCUUCUGUUAUGAAUAUUCUGUCUGGAUUUCAUAUUUGCAGGUUCAGACCUGUCAAUUAAACAUAUUUGGUGAACAAUUUCAUGGAUGUGACUUUUCUGAGUUCUCAAAAUAAGCCACUGAAUGUGAAGGUUGGAAAUGAGUAGGCCUACUCCCCCAAUGGGUAUAUAAAAAUACAAUCUUUAGGUUUGGGAUCACUAUAAUGAUAACUUGUGGACACAAUUGCGGCAACAAUGAAAUCAUGAUUAUCAUGUAAUCCAUAGAUGGCGCUGUAGCCUAUUUUUGUAAAUGUUUUAUAUAUAUUGUGACCAGUUCGGGUAUCCUUUAAAUUUGGAAGCUUUCCCAAAUUCUGAAACUUGGAGCAUCCGGGAACGUUCGAUAUCUGAUUUGGCCAGAACAGUCAUAGUCUACCGCAAAAUGGUGGACAGGUGGUUUAUUUGUGUGUUGUCUCAUGAAAGGUCAAGCAUUGGGUUCUGGGUAUCUUUCCAUACAGCUCAUGGCUACUGCAAAAUCGAAUGUCUAACUGGCAGCGUAACAUCUUUUUGCAGAAAACUUCGAUAAUUUUCACUUGUAACACUUAACAUGUGCUGAUUUUCUCGUUUUGUGAAGGGUUGAAGUGUUCUGGUUGUGACAAUGUCCUGACAUAAGUCUGAAUUAAGAUGAAUAGUAAUCAAACCCAGCUGUCUAUCCCAUGCGACACCUUACACAGGAGUGUUUGAAAUGGAGGAGUAUUAUUGCCACUCUUUCUGCAGAGAGUGAGUAUUGCCUUGUUAUGGAAUGAGACUCACAACUUGUGUUAUUGUACAUGUAUGGUUCAGGAGUGAAAGUGGCGUCUUAUUUGAUCAGUGUAAGUCUCCGUGGUAUUGACUGUGUGUGAAAUGAAUAAACG